Molecule: messenger RNA, 1470 nt
Organism: Hyaloscypha bicolor E
Lineage: Eukaryota; Fungi; Ascomycota; Leotiomycetes; Helotiales; Hyaloscyphaceae
Product: GPI-anchored wall transfer protein 1
Exons: 2
Coding region: 1-1470 (489 amino acids)
Biological process (GO): protein localization to plasma membrane; GPI anchor biosynthetic process
Cellular component (GO): endoplasmic reticulum; membrane
Molecular function (GO): glucosaminyl-phosphatidylinositol O-acyltransferase activity
Source: RefSeq, a predicted model, not a curated record
AUGUCAAGGGCAGCUGAAGCAGCGAUGGCCGCAAGCUACAAAGCCCUCAAGGAAGACUUCGUCUCGAACUUGACUGGAGGAGAAAUCGGGGAGAUCAACUAUGUGACGGCCGUGGCUCCUGCAGCAGUUGUUCUUUGGUCGGUACUGCAGUCGCGACAGUCCUUUUUUAAACCAUAUACACCUCUUGCAUUUGCUGUGGACUUCCUCCUUAACGUCGCAGCCAUUCUCCUCGCCACGACUCUCUACGCGAAGUCUCCGAUCCUCCUGAAUACCUCCCUCCUCGCACUCGGGGCACUUGUAUACGUCCUCCCCAAGCAGACCCCGCCGAAGAAAGCCAAAUUGCCCCCCUCGAAACAGACGAAAGAUGCGGAGCCAAACCCGCUGCCCAAGAAGCAGUUCUUGACGACGUACAGAGGGUCAAUGAUGGUCAUUACAUCCAUAGCAAUCCUCGCCGUCGAUUUCAAAAUAUUCCCUCGCAGGUUCGCAAAGGUCGAAAACUGGGGUACAUCGUUAAUGGACGUUGGGGUUGGAUCAUUUGUAUUCUCAGCGGGAGUGGUCGCAGCAAGACCAAUAUUGAAGGAGAAGCUGGCAGGCAAAUCGACAUCUCUUAGCACACGGCUAUACCGCUCCAUACGGCACUCCUUACCAUUACUGGUACUCGGGUUGAUCAGACUAUACAGCGUGAAGGGAUUGGAUUACGCAGAACACGUCACAGAAUAUGGCGUCCACUGGAACUUCUUCUUUACUCUCGGAUUCUUGCCCCCGUUUCUGGCACUCUUUCAAUCGGCGUUCGAGUACGUCCCCUCAUACGCCGGACUCGCCAUCCUACUAGGCAUAGCAUACCAAGCAGCACUCGAGUUCACCUCUCUAAAAGCAUUCAUCCUUACCGCUCCUCGAACAAACCUCCUCUCCCAAAACCGCGAAGGAAUCUUCAGCUUCUUCGGUUAUCUAGCCGUCUUUCUGGCCGGGCAAUCAACAGGCAUGGUCGUCAUUCCACGCACACAACGUAAAAACCUCCUCCUCACCCUCGCCGCCUGGUCAGGAGUCUGGAUCCUGCUGUUCGCGUUCUCAACAAGCUAUAAAUACGGGCUGUCCUUGAGCGUCUCAAGACGACUAGCAAAUCUCCCCUACUUCCUCUGGAUCGCAGCUUUCAACUCAACACAAAUCCUCGCAUUUUGCCUCGUCGAAACGCUUUUCUUUCCCGCCUUGCAUAACAAGAGUACGCCAUCAUCGCCGAAAGAGGAAGAAGAGGUCUAUAAAGCGUCAACCAGUCGGGUUCUCGAAGCAUUUAACAGGAACGGGCUUUUCGUUUUCUUGGCUGCAAAUCUGUUGACUGGAGCGGUGAACUUGACUGUCCCGACGCUGCAUGUCAGUGAUCUGGUGGCCAUGGGGAUCCUGAUUGGGCAUGCGGUUGUGGUUACAGGGCUGGCGGUGGGGUUGGAUAUCUACGACAUCUCCAUCAAACUCUGA